Molecule: messenger RNA, 3780 nt
Organism: Scophthalmus maximus (turbot)
Lineage: Eukaryota; Metazoa; Chordata; Actinopteri; Pleuronectiformes; Scophthalmidae
Gene: gemin4
Product: gem (nuclear organelle) associated protein 4
Exons: 6
Coding region: 263-3670 (1135 amino acids)
Biological process (GO): rRNA processing; spliceosomal snRNP assembly
Cellular component (GO): SMN complex
Source: RefSeq, a predicted model, not a curated record
UCUUGUCCUUUGACACGUUGACGCGGAAACAGCGGAAGCGCCUUUAUACGAAGCGUCGACAUGCCGCCGCCGCCGCAAACUUGUCGCUGUCAGUUGUAGAGAGCUGUUUAUAUGAAGCACCCCUGGUGUGUUGGACUGAACGGACUCCUAGGCCGGUGCUCUUGCGGACACAGCUCGUCAAGCUCGACAACCGACAACCGGACUGAAAUAAGCUGACGACCUCCCUUUAGCGACACUCAGCAGCUAGGCUGCAGCGUCAGUGAUGGACAAAGAUUCGGCAGUUCUUCAGGGGGCCUUCCUCCUUGCUAACAAGCUGUGCCAGCCCUCGUCCCUGUCCUCCCUUCAGAAAACUGACUGGAGCAGGGUGGGACGUCCGGUCGUGGAGGCGGUCAGAGAGAUCUGUGGACGGGAUGAACUCGGCGGUCAUCCCAACACAUCGGCUCGCUGCUGGAAAGAGAAGAUAGUUUGUGUCGUGUGGCUGAAGCUGAUGUGUGGAGAGGCGGAAGAGGACGUAGAGACGGCGUGGAGGGAGAACCCUUUCUUCCCUCUCCAGAAUGGCCUCCCUGAGGUCAACCACGUUGUGCUGCUGGAGCUGGUGAAGUCGGUGGUGGCCGCGGAUGUUUUUGCCCAUCUCCUUCUGUCUCUUCCUGAAUCUCAGCUCUGCAUUGAGCUUGAGAGGCUGACCCAAUAUGUGAAAAGCAGCCCUACUAGAGAGGAUGAUGUGCGACUCUUUCUGGAGGUGUGGUGGGAACUGUGGAAGGGCAGAAAUGAACAGAGAGCAGGAGGAGAAGAAAGCAUGGAGGCAGUGUUUGCCAAGCAGUUUGCUCGUCUGUCUAAGUCCUCCAGUCUGCCCCGUCAGGCUGCCAAGAGGUUAAAGCUGGACCCAUCAGAUCAGCCAGCAUCAUCGCCAACCACUGAUAUUCUGCACAUUCUCCUGCACGCUCUGAAAGACAUGAAAGAUCACGUCUCCUCCUCUGACCUUUGUCUCCAAGCUCUCUCUGUUCCCCUCGACUCUCUUUACACAGCCCUGCUGAUAGACCAAGAGGUCGUACUUCCGACUGAAGAGAAGAUGCACCUUUUGUCCAAAGCCGUCAGCACCAGGGAAAAGAACGUCGAGAAACUGAGCCCCGAACUGAUUCGGGAGGCUCAGAGAGACUUGCGCGCCGCUCACAUGCCGUCUCAGUUUCGACCCACCAGGAUGAAGCUUGGAGAAGCCUUGACGAUAAUAACAGACCUCGCACAGUUUUGGCUUGACAGUGGCAUCCUGAAGGCGGAUGACAGCACUGAUAUUACUUAUGCUGCAUUUAAAUUUGAGCAAAGUGUCCAGAGAGUCCUGACGGCUCCAGAUGAAGUGGGCUUGCCUCAGAAGAAUAUACUCAGGGGUCUGUUGAAGUCACUGGCUUUCCCCGCCGUACAGACGACCCCCGAGGCGAAUGCAAAGGUCACCAUGAUCGUCAUAAAUCACCGCCUGGAGGACUAUCAGAAGUUUGCUGUGCUGUUUGCCGGUGAGAAGAGCUGGGCCUCCUGUAAUGAGCGGUGGCUGGACUGCCUGGAGAAGAACCAAGCAGCCUUCCAGCAGCACGACGCGCUGGUCCGCCUCGCCUCGGCCCUCAUGAGUGAACUCCACAGCGAGGCCUCCGAUGUCGGCCAGUGCAGGAAGCUGAUGAAAGUCACGGCGGACAUUUUCUCAGCACUUUCGUUAGAUGACAAGAACAAAUCGCUGGCAGCCAUGUUGAGGUUGUCCACCAGAGGGUUUUUCGGGGAUUGCGUUCCCUCCGCUGUGACCGACGGGUUUGAGCAGGAGGUCAACAUGGCGUUCAACUGCAUCAUCCAAGGAGGGAGCGGAGCGUCGGCGGCAGUGUCACAGGGCAAUCUGAACACAGCAGUCUCCCUGGUAGCGAGAGUGGCCUUUCAGAACCCAGAGGCCGCUCUGAGGUCUUGUUGUCAUUCUGCUGUUUUCAACAAGGGGGCUUUCUCUCUCAUGGCUAAGAUCCUUCAGCAGCUGCCCGGCCUAAGAGGACAGACGGGAAGAAGAGAUCCGGCUGAAUGCGAAGAGAAAGAAAGUGUGCAAAACGCAGACGGAGGAAAGGAUGCUCUGUGUGGUGGCAGUCUACUCUGCCAGUGUCUGCAGGAGACGAUCAAGACCAAAUCACUGUUGGCCAGUGAAAAAGAUCAGCUCCUCAGGUUCCUUCGCCUGCUGAUGACGCCAGUCACGGCAGUAGAGGGAGACGUGAGGCAGCCGUGCUUUCUGCCGCCGCAGGAGGUCGUGAACGUCUUCGUGCUGCCGAACCUCUCCACUCCGGGUCACAGUGGUGUUGACACAGAACUGAGUCUGCAGCUGCUCCACACUGCUCUGUGUGUGGACGUCCAGCCCCCAGCCUCUUCUCCCCACUGGGUGCUGGACUGUUCUCCCUUUCCCCUGCUCUAUGUCCUCGCCCAGCUGCACAACCAGGCUCUCAGGUUUUGGGAACAGCCACCAGGGGGCGCCGUCCGCCACUGGUCCAUGGACACUAAGGAGCUGCAGGAGUCGGUGCUGACCACACUGGCGCAGGUGGUCGGUGCGGAGGUGGCAGCGAGCCCCAGCACCUGGUCCAGAGCUCUCUUCUGGCUCUACAACAAGAUGGAGCGACUGGACUGGACAGUCAGGUUCCUCCUGAAGCCCGUGUGGGGGGAACACUUUAAAAACGAGGUUCCCUCGUCUCUGCUGGCCGUGUGCGAUUUACCGGAACAGGAGUGGUCAGGUUUGGACCUGCCUCAGUACGGCCAGGGCAGCGGCCUUUUGGCCUGGAUGGAGUGCUGCUCCAUAUCGGACUCCCUGCGGUCCACAAUGCUGUCCUGUCUCUCCCUGGACCAGCGGCGCACCGACCACAUCAGCAUGUUCAGCAAGGGCCUGCUGGUGGCACUGACCCAGACUCUGCCCUGGUGCACCGUCUCUCAGUGGUCCCGGCUGCUGGGGACCCUGCGGGAGCUGGUCUCCUCGGGCCGCCUCCACGUCCCCUUCUCGCUUGAGUACGUGGACUAUCUGCCCCUCCUGGAUCUGAGGAGGUUCUCGUGCGAGCUCCGCCUGUCGGUCCUCCUGCUCCGAGUCCUCCAGCUGCUCUGCGGGUCCAGCUGCUCGCACUGGCUGCCGGUGGACGGCUGGGCACACGUGGGAAGGUUGUACGCCCUGGCGGUGCGGGAGACGAUGAACUCGGUCAGAGCCAAGCUGCCUCUCCCGUCGUCUGGUGCCCGGACGGUCUCUGCAUCAGUGCCUUCGAAAACACCUGUAGACAGAGACUCUAAUCCUCCCUGCGCUUCAGUCAAAGUUACCAACACGACCGCGGACUCUCUUGAAGAAGCAGAUGGCCCAAAAGAGUCGCGCAUGGAAGAGGAGGUAGAGGCAGGUCCCAGCCAGGAGGUCCUGUUUGUCCUCAGCCAGCUCUUCUGCCAUGUUCAGCACAUCCAGGUGAUGAUGCCGGGAGGCCAGAGUGAACCGUUGUUCCUGUGUGGUCUGGAGAUCCUCAGCCACUACGAGUCCGUCAUGGCCGCCUUCCCCGACAGCAGCAGCCCGCUGGAGAGCGACAACACCCGGCACUUCUUCACCACCAUCACAGACAACCUGGAGAGCCAGGAGAUGAAGGUGGUCCUGCGGCAGAAGAUAGCCCAGCUCGUGUCGUCGGGCGGUCACUGAAUGUUGUUGUUUUCAUUCGUAUUGUUGGAGUCGUCACUGUAAUGAGAUAAUGGAGCUAUUGCAAAGUGAUGUUUGUUCUGUGUGAAUAAAAACCAAAAUCCCACAUCCAA